Molecule: messenger RNA, 930 nt
Organism: Microthlaspi erraticum
Lineage: Eukaryota; Viridiplantae; Streptophyta; Magnoliopsida; Brassicales; Brassicaceae
Source: the annotation of a GenBank genome assembly
AUGGAGAAGCGAAUUGAUAAGAAGAUUACUUGGGUGAUUAAAAAUUUCUCCUCUUUGCAGUCUACGAAAAUAUAUUCUGAUGAAUUCGUGGUUGGAGGCUGCAGAUGGCGUCUUAUGGCCUAUCCCAAGGGAAACAACAAGCCUAGUCAUUUCUCUUUGUAUUUAGCCGUUGCUGAUUCUGAAUCGUUGCCUCUUGGAUGGAAAAGACACACUAAACUUUCUUUUACUGUAGUAAACCAAUUUUCUGAUAAACUGUCAACCACCCGUAAAGAAAUGCAUCACUGGUUUGAUCAGAAGAGUACUAGACGGGGGUUGUCAGAUAUGAUUGGACUUACCAAACUGUGUGCCAGAGAUGGAUUUAUGGUGAAUGGAGAAGUCGUAGUUGCUGUCAAGGUUGAUGUUCUUGAAGUUGUUGGUCAAUUAGAUGUGUCAGGGGAAUCUUCACCAGUAAUGGAAACCAUAGAUGUCAAUGGGUUCCAAGUUCUUACUUCACAGGUCCAAUCUGUGAAGCGUUUGUUUGAAAGACACCAAGAUGUUGCAACAAAAUUUUGGCAAAAGAAUCCAUAUUUGAAGACGGCGUACAUAAAUGUCCUCCUAAGCUUAACCCAGUCGCUAUGUCAAUCUCCUAAGGAAACCUCUAAGGAUGAUCUUGCAGGUAAAUAUGCUGCUCAGGCAUACUUAACGGAUGCAGGGUUCGAGUUGGGUUGGUUGGAGAAGAAACUUGAUGAAAUAAAGGAAACAAAGCAGAAAGAAGAAGCUUGUUUGGCACGGCUUCAAGAAAUUGAGGACCAACUUAAGGAAACGGAGGAACAACUUCAGCCAUUGAAACAGAAGUACACAGACUUGGAAUCUCAAAAAGACAAAUUGAAGGCCGAGUUGUUGGCAGCUAGAGCUCAUGAUUUCUCCUUGAACGAUGACAAUGUUGUCUGA